This is a messenger RNA of Ictalurus furcatus (blue catfish), 3123 nucleotides long. RefSeq names its product nicotinate phosphoribosyltransferase (gene naprt). The record is from RefSeq and is a predicted model, not a curated record. Gene Ontology annotation, biological process: NAD+ biosynthetic process. The transcript has 13 exons. Gene Ontology annotation, molecular function: nicotinate phosphoribosyltransferase activity. Bases 179 to 1813 code for a protein of 544 amino acids. Lineage: Eukaryota; Metazoa; Chordata; Actinopteri; Siluriformes; Ictaluridae.
CUCUUUACAGGUGAGAAUAUACACGGAAGGGAAACACGCUGUGCCGCAUUGCCCGAUGCUGUAGGAAUGAAGUUACGCAACAUUAUCCGUAGCGCAAAGCGUUCCCGUGCUCGCGUGGAGUGCGCUUCCGGCCGUAGGCGUGGAAUAAGUCACUGCCCUGAGACUUCAUCAAGAGAACAUGGCGACAGUGGCGGGUGAUACAUGUGCCACCCUGAAUCCCUCUGUGUGCCAGGGAGUGCCGCCACUGCUCACGGAUUUGUAUCAGUUCACUAUGGCAUAUGCCUACUGGCGAGCGGGCAGGCACAAUCAACACGCCGUGUUCGAGCUCUUUUUCCGGGAUAAUCCAUUCAACGGCGGGUUCUCACUUUUUGCAGGACUGAACGACUGUUUGCAGUUUCUGCGCGACUUUCGUUUCACAGAUGAAGAUGUGGAGUACUUGCGCACUGUGCUACCCUCAAACACACACCCUGAUUUCUUCACCUACCUGAAAGGGUUAGACUCCUCCGCUGUGUCUGUCAGCGCAGUAGCUGAGGGCACCGUUGUUUUUGCCAGGGUUCCUCUUUUGGAGGUGUCUGGCCCACUGGCUGUUGUUCAGCUGCUGGAAACCAGCCUUCUCUGUCUGGUCAACUAUGCCAGUCUGGUGUGCACAAAUGCUGCACGGUUUCGUCUAGCUGCAGGCCCCAGGCGGCGACUUAUGGAGAUGGGUCUGAGGAGAGCUCAGGGGCCCAAUGGAGGUCUGACUGCUUCUCGAGCCACAUAUAUUGGAGGUUUUGACUUAACAAGUAAUGCUCUGGCUGGGCGUCUCUUUGGAAUUCCAGUGGCAGGCACCAUUGCACAUUCUUACGUCACAUCCUUCUCCUCUCUUGAGGAGGUGUGUCCAAAGACUCUGGUGCCAUUGAGAGGUGGUGACCCUGUUGAGCUUGUCCCUCUGGUAAAGGACUGGUUAGCACGUGUAUGUCAGUUACUAGGAGCUAAGCCACAGCAAGUGCGUGAGGGAGAGCUUGCUGCCUUCCUGUCCUAUGCCAUUGCUUAUCCUUUCAACUUUCUCCCUGUGAUUGACAGCUACAGUGUCAGCAGUAGUGGCUUGCCCUGUUUCUGUGCUGUUGCCCUGGCACUCUGUGAGCUGCAGUAUCAGCCUCUGGGAGUAAGGCUGGAUAGUGGAGAUCUCUGUAGGCAAUCUCUGCUAGUGUAUAAUGUUUUCAGACAAUGCAGCAAGCAAUUUUCAGUUCCUGCAUUUGAGUCGCUCAUCAUUGUUGGUACAAACGGUGUGUCUGAAAAAAGUCUUUCUGAACUCAACAAAAGGGAUAAUGAGAUCGAUGUAGUGGGAGUUGGAACUCACCUUGUUACAUGCACAAGUCAACCCUCACUUGGUUGUGUAUAUAAGUUAGUAGAGGUUGGAGGUCGGCCUAGGAUGAAGCUGAGUGAGGACCCAGAGAAAAGCACACUGCCAGGCAGAAAGGCAAUCUACAGACUGCUGGACACUGAUGGUCAUCCUCAAAUGGAUCUCGUAUGCCUAUCAGAGGAGCCUGCCCCAAAAGUGGAAGAGCCCAUAAAAUGUCACCCUUUAGGGCUGGAUAAGGCUGUCCAAUCAGUCACACCUGCCCAUGUGACAAGGCUACGAUUAGAUGUCUUCUCACAUGGAGAGAUUUUGCUUCCUUUGAGCAGUGCAUAUGAGAGUCGAGUACAUGCACAGACCUCCAUUCAGGCCUUGUACCCCCAUCACAGAAAACUGGAGGAGCCAGUGUCUUACACGGUGGCUGUGUCAGAGAGAAUUCAUUCUCUUGUAUCUGACAUCAGAAGAGGAAACAGCUAACACGGCGAUUUUCUGAGCCACCAAGCUUCAACUUCGGCAGAGACUGUUUUGUAUUGCACAUCUUUGCACAGUUGUACUCUACUACCAUCAUGGGUCUGUGCAUAUGAAUGUUUUAUGAAUAUGUUGAAUGUCCUUAUAUUUUACUAACAAUACCAUUAUGAGAAACAAUCUGACCUCUCUUUUUUGUAUUUGACUAAAUUAGACUACAUACUGAGUUCAUUAGUACUUAGUAAUGGCUGGAAGUUACACUGCAUUUGAUAUGCUUUAAAUGUCCUCUAUAAAUUCUGUCUGAUUUGUAUGACUAGAUUACAUUAAUCUGAGACAAUUGAAAUAUUAAAAACAUUUUUAAUUACACAGCCACCCACAUAGCAAUUGUUUUCUGGCACAGUUCCGGUCCACAAAACCAAUUCUCCCUUGGCCCACAUACUGCAAUGAAUGAUGGCCUAUGAAUGGCCCAGAUUCGGUUUACAAACAAGGGCCACACAUAGGCCAUAACUGGCCCAAAUGUCAGCCAAUACCAGUUUCAAUUUUCAAUACCAGAAUCCCAGUCUUAACCAUAUCAACACCAGCCUGUAUCCAGAGACCCAAAAAUUGAGCCACAGCCCAGAUUAUUGUUGCCCAAAUAAUGUGAAAAAUAAAUCACACGAAAACUGAAUGUAACUUUUUUUUUAAAAUUAUAACUUAAUUUAAUUUUUUUAAUUUUUUAUAAUAAAAAUUAUAACAUAAUUAUUUUAAUUAUAUGAGUUAUUUUAACUGCCUAAGCUGAAAUUAAACACUAAAAUGUAAAAGUUUCAGAUAAGUCUUUAAAACAGUGCAGAGGACAGUGGUGGCUUGGUGGUUAAGGCUCUGGGUUACUGAUUGGAAGGUUGGGGGUUCAAGCAUUUCACUGUACAUAAGUAUAUGUUAUAAAUAAAGACUCAUUAUCAUUAUAAUAAAGUCAGUCCCUCCAGGAUUUUGCGAUCAAAGAAAUUAAUGCAACGUCAAAGAAACUCCACAAUAUUUGGUGGAGCUUGCAAAAAAAAAGUUCCACAAUUACCGCAGAUUUUCCGCAGAUUUGGGUCAAGACGUGUCAUGUGACGUCAUCACCUUCAGCCAAAGCUGUCUUCGAUUCACGUGCAUCGCACAUGAGUACAGUUAAAAGGUCUCAUUUACCAACAAACAUCACUGCGAAAGACAGCACAAAACAAUUUCUUGAAAUUGCAAUUUCACCAAAUUCAAGUAGUUUUCCACAUAAAAAAAGCCCAGAAAAACUCAUCAAAUUGCAUGGCAAAUUUUGAAACAAAAAAUUUUAAAAAUUGCAAAAUCAAGCU